UGGGGUUGUUGUUGUUGUUAAACUUCAUUGGCCAAAAGAUAAUUGAAUGCAAGUUAUGGAUUUAGCUGACGAAGAACCAUCUGGAGAUGGAGAAACUGUGGGAUUGGUUAGACAGUCCUUUGCUACUGUUCUUCCCGUCUCCGACACUCAAAUCCCGACACAUUUCCUCGGCAUGGCCAGACAGAAAGCCUAUUUUUUCGACGGUCUCGGAAAUUGUCUUAACAAGGACUGGGAUCUUGCUGAAGCUGAAGGCAAGGAGUUUUGUUGGUACCAUGUAGAACUUCCGAAAGUGAAACAGAAAUGUUCUCUAUCCGCUCAAUACCUUAUAGAUGUUCUUUGUCCGCCUUUAAAGCUCCAAGACAUUCUCUCGCUCGUUAGCAAUGGUCCGUUUUGCGGACAUGUCGACGGAGCACUUGUCUUUCGGGUUAAUUCACCUGGCCCUGCCUCCAGUAGUUUUACAUUUAGAAUUGCUGCAAGGAUUACUGAGAAUUCAGUGAUUACCGUGUCUUUGGGACGUGUUCCCAGAUUAGGCUUCUCACCGGUCAGUCAGUCUCUUCUCUCGCAGAUUCCGAGUGUCGAAAAUUCUUCUAACCGAAGAAGAGAGAGGGCGGGGAGUGAGAUUGUAAUUAAAGAACAUGUCCUAGAGUUCUUAUUAACAAUGAAUCACUCCGAGGAGGCUGAUAAUCCUGUUCCGAAAUCCAUCUCAAACCUUGUAGUUCACAUCAUCGACACGCACGUCGAUCACCUUCAGGAUGUUGUUACGAAACUCGAGAUGGAGCUGGAUGCAGUAGAGCUUGAGUUGGAUGGAGGUGGAUUUGAUUUAAAGAUGGAGAUGCUAGACGAUAGACGAUUCCCUAAAAUGCAUCUAAAUUUGCAACGCCUCCUGCAGGUGAUUGCACACGGGGAACAAGUAUUUCCCCGAGUCAAGGAAAAAUGUUCUUCCAAACCAUGGUUUUUAGGUCAAGACAUCAACUCCCUGGAAGUGAUGAUCGAACGGUUGAGGAGGCUGAAAGAGAACGUCGGGUUUCUGGCGAACCGCGUCACUGCAAUUCAGGCCGGUUUGGAUACCUGGCAGUCGGAACAAAUUAACAAAAAACUCUACUAUCUCUCUUUGCUUUCCAUCAUAUUCCUCCCUUUAUCAAUCAUCACCGGAGUGUUUGGAAUGAAUGUGGGUGGAGUUCCAUGGACCAUGCAAAAUGAGCCGGAAGUAAAAGACGGUUUCCUCAACGUCAUGGUUCUUAGCGUAGCGAUGCUGGUGUUGGUACUGCUGUGCUUCCUUUUCCCCGCCCUCUGUACGCGAGUGACGGCCUGGUAUAAGAAGCAAGCUCCGAGACGGAGUUUAUCACAUAACAGGAGAUCGUUUCUGUGGAGGAACGUUGGAAUCCAAGAAAGAGGGUGUUGCCUGAGGAUUUGAUGA
Messenger RNA from Hibiscus syriacus, 1417 nucleotides. Its product is annotated as zinc transport protein ZntB-like. Bases 47 to 1414 code for a protein of 455 amino acids. NCBI's taxonomy places the organism in Eukaryota, Viridiplantae, Streptophyta, Magnoliopsida, Malvales, Malvaceae. The record is from RefSeq and is a predicted model, not a curated record. The transcript has 4 exons. Gene Ontology annotation, molecular function: metal ion transmembrane transporter activity. Gene Ontology annotation, biological process: metal ion transport; transmembrane transport. Gene Ontology annotation, cellular component: membrane.